AUGUCUCACCAACUCACAGAUGUGGAAAUGCUCAGAUUGAGUUAUAAUGAUAUUCACACCGCUAUUCAGAAAGCUGCGACUAAGAUCAAAGAGGAAUUCGCUCCUACCCUAUUUAUCGCCAUUGGAGGAGGAGGAUUCAUCCCAGCACGAAUACUGAGAACCCAAUUGAAGGCAGAUCAAGAUGGUAAAAAGAAGAAUAUCCCUAUUCAGGCUGUUGGUUUGGUCUUAUACGAGGAUAUGGGCGGUGUCGAAGAGAAAGUCGGUACUGAAGUAGUUAGAACUCAAUGGCUUGAUUUCUCGACGCUCGGUUCAAACUUCACUCACGGCGGACUACUCGGACGACACAUCUUGGUAGUUGACGAGGUGGAUGAUACUCGAACCACCCUUACGUAUACCAUCAGGGAAUUGCAAAUAGAUAUCAACAAGCAGUUAGCAGCCGUGGAGGAUGAGCAGGAACGAGAGAGGUUGAGGAAAGAGACUAAAUUAGGUAUCUUUGUGGUUCACAACAAACUUAAACCCAAAGCUGCCGAACUCCCCUCCGACGUAGCUUACUUCUCAGCUGUCGAUACCCCGGAUAUAUGGCUCGCUUACCCUUGGGAGUGCGACGGUGAUAUCGAUGCCCAUGACGCGUUGAGGGUACAUAACCCUAAACCUUAG
Molecule: messenger RNA, 657 nt
Organism: Kwoniella botswanensis
Lineage: Eukaryota; Fungi; Basidiomycota; Tremellomycetes; Tremellales; Cryptococcaceae
Exons: 6
Coding region: 1-657 (218 amino acids)
Biological process (GO): GMP salvage; XMP salvage; hypoxanthine metabolic process
Cellular component (GO): cytoplasm
Molecular function (GO): hypoxanthine phosphoribosyltransferase activity
Source: RefSeq, a predicted model, not a curated record